This is a messenger RNA of Rhinolophus ferrumequinum (greater horseshoe bat), 729 nucleotides long. RefSeq names its product ASNSD1 upstream open reading frame (gene ASDURF). The transcript is spliced from 4 exons. Bases 143 to 439 code for a protein of 98 amino acids. Lineage: Eukaryota; Metazoa; Chordata; Mammalia; Chiroptera; Rhinolophidae. The record is from RefSeq and is a predicted model, not a curated record.
ACGCGCAGACGCUAUUGGUAGGACUCAUGGGACCGGGGAGAGGGAGGAGGUGGAGCCUUGGGAUGGUGGACGUACUGAGUCGGGGGGCUCGGAGGCUGCUGAGGCGCUAGCCGGGCUGCGCAUCCUGCAUGUUUUGCGCUCGAUGGAGAUUCCCUUCCGGGAGGCGCGCCCAGAAAACGGAGCCGGGCUGGUCCCAGCCGACAACUCGGCCCCUCACAAAGAGGAGCUUAGCUUCAAGAUUAAAGAACAAAAAAUUGUUGUGGAUGAACUUUCUAACCUGAAGAAACACAGGAAAGUAUAUAGGCAACAACAGAACAGCAACAUAUUCUUUCUUGCAGACCGAACAGAAAUGCUUUCUGAAAGCAAAAAUAUAUUGGAUGAGCUGAAAAAAGAAUACCAAGAAAUAGAAAACUCAGAGAAGAACAAAACCAAGAAAUAGUCAACUUGACUUCACAUAACAAUGUGUGGCAUUUGUUGUUCUGUAAGCUUUUCCGUUGAACAUUUUAGCGAAGAUUUGAAGGAGGAUUUACUCUAUAAUCUUAAACGACGGGGACCACAUAGUAGCAAACAAUUGUUAAGGGCUAAUGAAUACUACCAGUGUUUAUUUUCUGGUCAUGUGCUUCACUUAAGAGGUGUUUUGACUGCUCAGCCUCUGGAAGAUGAGAGAGGCAAUGUGUUUCUGUGGAAUGGAGAAGUCUUUAGUGGAAUAAAGGUUGAAGCCAAAGAGAA